Messenger RNA from Cooperia oncophora, 783 nucleotides. NCBI's taxonomy places the organism in Eukaryota, Metazoa, Nematoda, Chromadorea, Rhabditida, Trichostrongylidae. The record is from the annotation of a GenBank genome assembly.
AUGGUCGAAAGAGCGAGUGCACGGAGUUGUAAGAUGGUAUUUUUUCCGGAGUGCUUCGAUUUCAUUGGUCGAACUAAGGAGGAAAACAUCAACUCGGCGACAGAGGAGAAUGGUCCUUUCAUAGAGCGAUUCAGAUCCUUAGCUAAAGAGCAUGGCGUUUGGCUCUCCCUCGGCGGUUUUCACAACAAGGACCCGUCUGGUCCUCAGAUGCCCUGGAACUCUCAUAUAGUCAUUGACAGUGAGGGCGCGACAAGAGCGUUGUAUAACAAGCUGCAUCUUUUCGAUCUGGAAAUCCCAGGAAAAGUGAGACUUAUGGAAAGUGAAUUCAGCAAAGGAGGUGACAGGAUGGUCCCACCCGUAGAUACUCCAGUUGGACGACUUGGCCUGUCCAUUUGCUAUGAUCUUCGAUUUCCUGAACUAGCUCUCUAUAAUCGUUACAAGGGUGCAGAGAUUCUUUCCUAUCCAUCUUCUUUCACGCUCAAUACCGGUUUGGCACAUUGGGAGCCCCUACUCCGAAGUCGAGCAAUCGAGACGCAAUGCUACGUGGUGGCAGCUGCUCAGACCGGAAAACACAACGAAAAGCGGUCAUCCUACGGUCAUUCGAUGGUGAUUGAUCCGUGGGGAGCUGUGAUAGCGCAGUGCUCAGAAAGAAUCGAUAUGUGUUUCGCUGAAAUCGAUCUAUCCUAUGUCGACGAACUCCGGAAGAUGCAACCAGUUUUUGCUCAUCGACGAUCCGAUCUAUACUCACUGCAUGUGAAUGAGGAGGACAGCGGUGAGGAUUGA